GUCAUCGUCACGUGGACAGGCGACAUUCUCUUCGGCCGGCGUACGAGGGGGUACUGCCUGCUUUCGUGGUCCAGAGCGCUGGAAGUGUUCCCCUGACAUUCACCGUGGUUGAUCUAAAACUCUGCUGGAAUUUUGACUGUAUAUAUGCCUUGUUUCCUGGGUCCACGGGAAGCAUGAGUCUGUUGGGACUUGGGACAAGGAGAAAACAAGACAUCUUCACAAGGAAAACCAGACAGUAACGAAAAAUAUCGCGAAGCCUGAAGAGACAGAAGACAAACAUGGCAGACAGAGGACUUGGGGAUCCUGCAGAGGACUCUCAAACAGAUUUGGAAAAUGACCCAUCCAUAAAUUCUCAGGCACAGGAAACAACAGUCAUAGCAAGUACUGCCGAAGAAGCUCAGGCCCUGAGCCCUGCCUCCGGCCUCAACAAAGACCCCCAAGAGGUUGAAACAAUAGGUUCAGGAAGUACAGGUACAGCUGAUCCAUCAGAAAGUCCCGAUGAAAUAAAUUGUGGGCAAUACCCAAAGGAUGAAACAGAACAUGAGACCAACCAGAGUUUUCAGGAUGGUGAACAAGAGCAUCAACUCUCUUCAGAAAGUCUGGGUGAAGAACCCUUGCAUCCAGAACCCAACUGUUCUCCAGGUGACGAGGCAGAAAGAGCAGGUGCACCAAUAGGGAGCAGCUCCUUGGACCUCCCUGAGGAAGUGAGCAGCAGACCUGGAGCUUCCCAGAGGCCACCUGCUGUAGACUCCCUGGGAGCCCAGAGUCUUGGUCCUUCCAGUGCAGGGCUGGAGAGCCAGGGGACACUGAGGAGGCGACUGGUGGAGCCAGAAGCUGAAAGUCAUCAACGAGAAACACAAACAUUGGAAGAAACACAAACAUUGGAAGAAACACAAACAUUAGAAGAAAACAAAGAGAAUGCACAGGGCACCAUCAGGAAGAUGAAUAACAAGGAGUUUUUGAGCUAUGGCCCCUACAUUCUUGGCGUCCUGGUGGCUGGGGCUCUGAUCUUGAGCUCCGCUCACAGCUACUUCUCCCCGGCCCAGCACGCGCCCCGGAACCCGGCCCUGGAGGCCUUCCUGGCCCAGUUCGGGCAGCUGAAGGAAACGUUUCCGGGCCAGAGUUCCUUCCUGUGGCAGCGGGGCCGGAAGUUCCUCCAGAAGCACCUCAACGCCUCAAACCCCACGGAGCCGGCCACCAUCAUCUUCACGGCAGCUCGGGAGGGAAGAGAGACUCUGAAGUGCCUCAGCCAUCGCGUCGCCGACGCCUACACCUCCUCCCAGAAAGUCUCCGCCAUCCAGAUCGACGGGGCCGGGCGGACCUCGCAGGACAGCGACACGGUCAAGCUGCUGGUGGACAUGGAGCUGAGCUCCGGCUUCGAGGACGGCCGGAAGGCCGCCGUGGUGCACCGCUUCGAGUCCCUGCCCGCGGGCUCCACCCUGAUCUUCUACAAGUACUGCGACCACGAGAACGCCGCCUUCAAGGAUGUGGCCCUGGUGCUGACGGUUCUCCUCGAGGAGGAGACGUUAGAAGCGAGUGUGGGCCCGAGGGAAACGGAAGAAAAAGUGAGGGAUCUUCUCUGGGCCCGGUUCACCAACUCGAACACGCCCCACUCCUUCAACCGCAUGGACUCGGACAAGCUGAGCGGGCUGUGGAGCCGCAUCUCCCACCUGGUGCUGCCGGUGCAGCCCGUGCGGCUCAUCGAGGAGCAGGGCUGCGGGCUGUGAGCCCGGCGCGCCUGCGCGGGAGGCCGUGGGCCCGGCACCCGCGGCCCCGAGGCCUUGCGUGGCCGCGGGAGGAGAGGGUUGGACGCGAGGACAUCGCCACAGGGGAGCCGCUUUGAGGGAAACAAAUCUUUUAUUUUUCACUUCUUGCAGUUUUUUCUAAGCUAAGCAUGGCCAAGCUGAAAGCUGACCUGACUUUGUUUCCUUGCCUUUCAAGCAAAUCGGGUUUGAAAUACAGCAUGAUAUAUAUAACUGUGGGGUUUUUUUUAAUCUAAAAAUACAGCAGCAGAAUUAUUGCACAGGAAAACAAUCUUCUCAGAGUAACUACAGAGUGAUUUUUGUAUCGUAUGGGAAAUGUUUCAAAAGCUCAUAUUAAUAGCCUAGUGCUGGGAUUACAUUUUAUACUAAUUUGCACUUUUUGAAUGGUAUGAAAAAAGGAAAUUUGUAUUCAAAUAGCUAAAUACUGUAUGUAAGUCACUGUGCUUUUUCUUCUGUUCAUGAGCUGAGAUAAAAGCAGCUGUACUCAAAAAAAAAUUUUUUUUUUAAAUGGGAAAUGGUGGGGGAUUGUUUAUAAUCACUGGGAAUGAAGGAAUGCUAAUUGGCUGCACCGUUACCUCAGCUCUUCUGAAUUGUCCAGGGCAGUGAUUUUCACGCUGUGUCUACUGUUCAACCAGCCCCCCACCCCUUUGUAUCCAAACUGUUCUUCAGCUCUUUCACGGGGAUUCUUCAUAAGAUUCCGCUGGAACAGAGAGUUCCACUGAUAAGGGAGUUUGAAAACCCCUGAUUGAGCGAGAAACCAUCUUAGAAGACAGGAAAUGGGUAGGAAAAAAAUGAAUGUAUUAAAAUUAUGAGUAGAUACAAUAGUAGAUACAAGAAGAUACAAUAUAUGUUUAUUGCACAGACACGUUUUUUAUAGAAGUCAAAGACCUAUAGAUGAAUAGCAGAAUGUUUAAAGUUGUAUCUGCUAGGAUAUUUCUGAUGCUUUUGUUAAUUUCUAUUAGUCAUCAGUUCUCUCUCCCUUGAAUGGAAUUUUAUAAUUGUCUAGGAUGAGAGUGUGAGUGUCCUUUAAGAGGAACAAAAUUUAAUAACCAAAUGAAUAGUAAAAUUUAUAUAGGUACAUUAGCAUACCUUUACUGUACUGUUUGCUUGUUAAGGUGUAAUAGAACAUUAUGUAGUGCACCUCAUUUAUUUAUCUGCUAGUUAGAAGUACUAUUCAGCUAACAAAGAAAUGCAAGAGAAGUAUACUUAGUGAGAGAAAGCAAAAAUGGUAGAUAAUUUCAAAGAGGUUCUAAUGGUCAAUAUUAAUUGUUGGACCUAUGUUCUGUGACUGUUAGGUUGAGACAGUGUUUACAAAGACAGUAGAUUUUCUUGUUUGUUUAAUUUCAACUCUGAAAGCAGAACUCCAGGAAAUGAUCUUGACCUGAUGAAGGGUCUGUCCCAUUCCAUGGCAGUCCUGGGAACUACCACCAUGCUCCUGGGCCAUUUCAACUACUCCUGGAAUGUUUCAACUAGGUUUUGGCCUCUCUGCUGUAUGAGAACAGAGAAGUCAUGUGAUUAAAGAAUGGAAGGAAUUUUGGAAACAGAAGAUAUCAGUAUCUUUAUUGAAGAAUCUGUUUGAAAAUAUCUGUUGCAGGAAGUAGAGGCACACCUAAAGGAACUAUUUUCAUUUGGGAUUUUAUGAAGGAACCUUCUAACAGAAUUGAGGAAAGGCCUACCUGAAUAAAAAGUUAAAGCAUGGCAAAUAGAAUAUCAGUCCAAUAUACUCUCAGAGGAAAUAAACUGAAGAAAGAUCUAUAUACCAUAGUCGAGUUUUUUCCUGUACUUCUAGCUCUCAGAUGCUAGCAUUGCUCUCAAACCGACGGUGCCUUGCAGAACUGUUUCGUGGGCCAGCUGCCCUGGCUGCCUCGGACCUCGCAGGAACCAUGUGAUCUGUGUGUGUCUAAUGUCAGUGACUCGGGUCAGGGUUGAAACAGAGGCUCUUCUUUCUUCAUUCAGUGGAAUAUGGUUUUUCAUUAUUUCCUUUAAACAUGAUCUAGAAAAGGAAAUUUCCAAAAAAAUUACAACUUUUUUACCAUUCGGUCUUUCUUGAUAAACCUUUUUUCCUUCCGUGGAUAAGGGCAGUCAUCUGAAACCGUUGUCAGUUCUCUGUCAACUACUUCAGAAAUCACUGAAAAGAAGCAGUAUAUUAGCUCUGGGUCUUCUUAUGAAAAAAAAAUUAUUUUUAAAGCAUAAAACUUUAUAUUUUUUAAAGGAACAAAUAAAAUGUAUUAUCUAAUAGACUCUUAGGUUAAUUUCUACUUGAUUCUAUUUUUCACAUUUUUCAAGUUUCCAAAUUUUCUUUUGUGUGUCCAGUAGUUCAUCUUUCAUUCCUAUAAUACAGGUUUUGUUUUAUUUGACUUUAGAACAAGAACCUGUGGGCAUAUGACACCCAGACACCACUGUUUAGUUACUAUCACAGAAUAGCUCUCAUUACAUCAUAUAUUAACAUAAACACUUUUUGAUUGACACCAGUAUCCUAGAAGCAACUGGUGGAAUAAGAAAUUGUCUCUGGACUUGAAUUUUGCCCCUGUGGGAUAAAUUUUAGGUUUUCCACUUAGUUUCUAAGGGUUGGCAAAGAAGUUCCAGGGGAUUCAUAUCACUAGAGGUAGUAAUGAUAUUUUCUCUAUUUUUUUAAUCAAAUAAUUUGAAUGAAUUUCAUUUGAAAGCCUCCCAGCUUACGGUGGUAAAGCUCAGCAUGCUGUGGUCUCUGCCCCUACCCAACUGAGGACCCCUGUGAACAGGGGUAGAUGCUGAGGUGGUUUUGACAUUUUCAGUUUUUAAUUGUUUGAAUUAUACUUUUAUCUGCUAAAGACAGGUGGUGUAAUGAGCACUGACAUUAAAAAAUAACAAAUACAACACAUGAAUGUGAUGAUUCAGCAACGUGAUCUUCACCAGGACUGUAUUGGCAUAUCUCCGACCAAAAUGUUUACACAGCAUAUGCAGGCAUCUAGGACUUCAAAACUCAUGUUAAAUAGGAAAUGUAAUUUUUGUAUCUGAUUAGGGUUAUCAUUUAAUGGGAAUGACUUUAUACCCAUGUAGCUUAUUUGUGAAGAAGUACUUUCAAAUAGCAACAUGAAAACUUUUUAUCAUUUGUAAAAUAAAACAAUUAUAAAAAUAAGCCAUUACAUAUUUGUAAAGUGCUCAAUAUAUUAUUUCAUAAAAGCAGUUUUUAAAUCUGUUUUUCAAGUCAAAUAUGUAGUCAAUAUCAGUGUUCAUUUUAAUAUUUUGUUUGCCAGUCUGAGCAUACUAUAUUUCACUUUUAAAUUUGUUGAAAAGCUAUAGUGGUUUUCUUGUUGUUUUUUUUCAAAAUUAAAGCACCUUCAACACUGUGUACCACUGUUCAUAUUUAUCUUUAUAUAAGAAUGUAGAAUACCAUUGAUUACAAAGCCCUUAAUCACAACCCAAGAAACUACAAAAUUAUUAUUUAAAUUUGUUUCUAAAGGCUUCUAUGCGAUGAUCACAUACUGAGCCUUAAGAGCCACACACUUAUGAAUAAAUAACAAGUUUGCAGAAAAGAUGUUACCAAUCCUAGGGAGAACUAAACUAAGAUAUCCAUGUAAAACAGUUUUCCCAGAGGACUUUAAAAUACACCUUCUUCCUACUUAUUGACAGUUUCGGUGUUAGGUUGUGGCCUAAAUUUGCCUCACCGAGACUGAGGUUGGACUACUGAAACUCAUUUCUAACUAAUAAACUGCCCUAUCACCACUUGCUUCUCUACCUGGCUUUAAAAAUAUAUGUGUAGACUAAGAAGGAGCACUGGCCUUACCCAAAUGGCCUGAGAACACAAGCCGCAUGCCCUAACCUGCAAACAAUCUGUAAAGAUAAAUGAGACUUUGGUGCCUUCCCAGCCAGUAUUACCUAUAGUCUGUAUCUCAGCUUGUUUCGAUGUCUUUAAAAAUCCAGAGAUUGGUUCCUGCCUUGGGAAAUGAUUCCCCCCCUGUUUUCUCAUCGGGGCUCAUAAACGAAAUUUGCCCUUGGCUAAGAGCACUUACCUGAAUUAAAAGGGACAUUGUGGACUCGGGAAGCCGCAGGCUGAGGAACACCACCAAGGUGGGGCAGAGUAGGUAGGAUGUUAGGCCCAGCCUGCCUUCCCUCACGCCCAGCCUCAGCAGCAGGAAGCUCCUCACAGCUCCUUGCAGCUGAUCAGAUUACUCGAAGUGCAAAUCUAUUUGCCAUCCCUGCCAUCAGAGGAAGAAGCAGCAUAUUGACUUUGAAAUACAACUGCAUUUUUUUCUCUAUUGAACAAAAAUGAGUGGACUUUUGCCAGUAUCCGGGUCCAAGUUCUUGGUGUUCUCAGCUGUCCAACUGGGGUUGCUUUUGCAUUUGUUUCUUAUGGAUGUUGAAGAAUGUGCCUUAUUCAAAUCAGUUGUUUGGUUUUACCGAAAAUAAAUGUUAAAUUUUCUCCGUCGA
Phyllostomus hastatus (greater spear-nosed bat) is the source of this 6173-nucleotide messenger RNA. RefSeq names its product torsin 1A interacting protein 2 (gene TOR1AIP2). The coding region runs from base 279 to 1727 and encodes 482 amino acids. Gene Ontology annotation, cellular component: endoplasmic reticulum; membrane. NCBI's taxonomy places the organism in Eukaryota, Metazoa, Chordata, Mammalia, Chiroptera, Phyllostomidae. The transcript has 5 exons. Gene Ontology annotation, molecular function: ATPase activator activity. Gene Ontology annotation, biological process: endoplasmic reticulum organization; membrane organization. The record is from RefSeq and is a predicted model, not a curated record.